UCAAAACGAUGCUGCAAAAAGUUAUUUUAAAUCAAAAAAGAAUUCUGUCCUGUGUUCAAGACGAAGACGAACAACGUCUGGAUGAUUUUGAUUUUGUCCCUUCUGACAAGUUUCCUCUCAAGACGGAGGAUGAUUUUGAGUUUAUCGAAGAAUACCUGUCAAUUAAAGUUCAGAGGCGUGAGGCUGUAAAGUACUUUACAAACUACUAUGCAGAAGACUGGGAUGAGUGGAAGUUCACUGGCAAACUCCUUUCCAAACUCAUUUCAAAUGACUUUGCCAAAAGUAUCAGUUGGGAGGGUACUGAGGGGUCAAAAAUUGCCUUUAAAACCACCAGGCUCAACCACACAAUAAGAUUGGCUGUCCUCAAAAUAUUCAACUCUGACCUCAGUCAAUCAGAGAAGAAAGUACAGAGGUGGUUUUGCACCAGCAAACAACGCGGUAAAUGAUUCUCGCUUCCUUUUUGUUUUUUAACUUUGUUCAAGAAUUAAUUAUUUCUUUUGACUGUAUGUUUAUCUGAAAGGGUGCUUAAUUUCAAGUCUUGGUAGUCUUAUUUUCUGUAACUGACACAAGUCUCGGGUAAACAGGAAUAUCAAUUUAAUUUGUCAGUUACACUGUUAUGUCAUUUUGUCUUUUUUCAAAUGUCGUUGAAAGAUAAUGUGUACAUACAAAAUUUAAAAAGUACUUUAUUUUUUUAGCUGAUUUGAUUCAAUAAUGUAGCUUUGAUUUCCAUUGAAAAAUAACUCCACUCCUGAGGAUUUGUCUCUUAGCAAAACAUUUGUCUUUGUUGUACAUUUUUGCGACUCUUUGUAAAUAUAAAUCCUCCCAUACCUCUUAUCUAAUACGUAGACUCCUUGGACUGUUUAUGACUGUAAUUAAUUCCGAUAUAAAAUUUACAACAAUUUUUCAGCUGCAUCAGUUGGUUUGAGGAAAAGUAUGCUUGUUUUUUUACUUUUGUUUAAGAAUGAAUUUAUUUUUGAUGAAUUCAUAGAAUGUUCAGAAAUUUAUUGAAAAGAUUUGUUAUGUUUGCUUAAGAAUAUUUAUUUUUGUUUGGAAUCUAUUUUUGAUCUUGAAUAUGUUCAGAAAUUUAUUGAACAGAUUUGUUAUGUUUGCUUAAGAAUAUUUAUUUUUGAUCUUGUUCACUAAUGACGAAAGAAGUCUUAUAAAACUUUUGUUUCAAUACGUGAGCUGAGUACUGCUGUGAUGAGUGGUUGGUAGUAAAUAUGUAUCAGCUUGCAAAAUUAAACAUUUGGAUGAAUCUCA
Frankliniella occidentalis (western flower thrips) is the source of this 1260-nucleotide messenger RNA. RefSeq lists its product as uncharacterized. The transcript is spliced from 3 exons. Bases 9 to 446 code for a protein of 145 amino acids. NCBI's taxonomy places the organism in Eukaryota, Metazoa, Arthropoda, Insecta, Thysanoptera, Thripidae. The record is from RefSeq and is a predicted model, not a curated record.